Messenger RNA from Clarias gariepinus (North African catfish), 1810 nucleotides. RefSeq names its product glycogenin 1b (gene gyg1b). The record is from RefSeq and is a predicted model, not a curated record. Gene Ontology annotation, cellular component: cytoplasm. The coding region runs from base 121 to 1101 and encodes 326 amino acids. Gene Ontology annotation, molecular function: glycosyltransferase activity. Lineage: Eukaryota; Metazoa; Chordata; Actinopteri; Siluriformes; Clariidae. The transcript has 7 exons.
GGGGGGGGCGGUAUAACAGGCCAGCGCGUGCGGGUGUAUAAAUGCGUGUGUGCGCUCGCGGCGACUUCCCGGUGUGUGUGUGCGCGCGCGUGCAUGUGAGCAGUGUGGAGGAACACAGACAUGGCAGACCAGGCAUUCGUCACCUUGGCCACAAAUGAUAAUUACGCUAAAGGAGCGGUGGUGCUCGGGAAGUCCUUGAGGAACCAUAACACUUCCAAGAAGCUGGUGGCGCUCAUCGGACCCCACGUGUCAGAACUGUCCAGGGCAGUGCUUCAGACGCUGUACGAUGAGGUCAGGCUGGUGGACGUGAUGGACAGUGGGGACACGGCGCACCUGGCCAUGAUGCAGAGACCAGACCUGGGCGUGACCUUCACUAAGCUUCACUGCUGGAAGCUCACACACUACUCCAAAUGUGUGUUUAUGGAUGCAGACACUAUGGCGGUUGCGAACAUCGAUGAGCUUUUUGACAGAGAGGAGUUAUCGGCGGCUCCGGAUCCCGGAUGGCCCGACUGCUUCAACUCCGGUGUGUUCGUCUUCCGGCCCUCUAAUGAGACCUACGGCAAACUCCUCGAGUACUGUACAGAGCACGGCAGCUUCGACGGUGGAGAUCAGGGAGUUCUCAAUGGUUACUUCAGCGACUGGGCUACAGCAGACAUCAGAAAACACCUCCCGUUUAUCUACAACAUGAGCAGCAUAGCAAUCUACACUUACCUUCCUGCCUUUAAACAGUAUGGAGCAAACGCUAAGGUGGUCCACUUCCUUGGAAAGACAAAGCCAUGGAGCUACGCCUACGACCCUAAUCAGAGGAGAGUGCAAGGGGACGUGCAGGAAGCCUCAUCGCACCCCGGGUAUCUCCUGGAUUGGUGGAGUCUUUACAGCAGCUGUGUGCUUCCGCUGAAGAAGGAGGAACAUUCUGAGCAGCCUUUUAUAUUCAGCGUUCGGGAGGAGUCUCAUGCGCAGACUCAGGCUCAGGCCCUGCCCGGGCCGCCUCCCCUCUCCUCAGCCGAGCGUAAACAGCGCUGGGAACAAGGCCAAGCAGACUACAUGGGAGUGGACUCUUUCGACAGCAUCGAGAAAAAGCUUGUUGCUUUCCUGAAAUAAGAAGGGAUGGGCGGGGGGUGGGGUUGCAGGGGAAGGGGGCGACGUUUGUAAAAGAGCUCCUUUACAGUUUGAGUGAUGGUUUUGAAAAGUCAAAGUAGGUCCCAUGGCUGCAGUGCCACCCUGACUGGUUUUUCCUUCAGCUAUGCAGAACUGUCACUGCAGCGUGCCACCAAUUUUCUUUUCUUAAAACUUUUGUACACUGUGAAACUGGUAUUCAUUUUCUUCACAAAAAACAGAUUUUUCUUUUACUAUAUUCCAGAUAGGCAUUUUUUUUCCUAAACCGAGCCGAAUUCCGCUGUUAACACAGAGGAGAUGACGCUUUAAUAGCACAGAUUUCCGGCACGGCGUUGUGUUCUCGUAGUUCACCAGUAAGAAGUCUCUUGAGGCUGGGUCACAUGACUCGCUCUCAUUCAGUAGUGACGUCUGUUCAAGCACUUUUUACUUAAAGCACUUCGACCUUAAAAUUAGGAUUUAAUAUAUUUUUGCUUCAAGUUGUUCCCUUGGUUUCACCAGUGUUUAUGGUCGCUCACAGGAAAUCUGAGUUUUCAUGCACUCGAGUCAUUCUGGAUGUCUACAGUAGUCCAUGUCCACGUAACCCGAGGUGAAUCUGUCUUCACCUUCGCUGAUGCUGCUGCUGUCCUCUCUCUCUGUCUCAUUGCAAGUGUCUUACAUUUUCAUCUGCACAAUAAACAUUGGUGAGAUUGUUAAA